ACCCUCUCAACGAUAAGAUUUUUCACAGCACCCUCAUCGUGUACACAACUCAACCCAGUAGCAUCCACCUUCUUCUUCUUCUUCUUCUUCAUCAAACCCUAACUUCAUCUCGUACGUUCAUCUUCAUCUCCUAUUAAUAUUCAUCUUCAUCUUCAAACCCACAAUUCACUUCAAAACCACAUCAUUUAUGCACCAAAAUCCACAAUUUCCAUUCAAAUCCAACAUCAUUCAUGGCAAUUCUACUAAAUUCAACACCCCCAAUAACAAACCACUCCAAAAACCCUCAAAUUCUCCCCCAAUUUCACCACUUUCCCGCCAAAUUCAGGUUUUCUAGGGUUUUAUUAAACUUAACAUCCUUAGCAUCAACACAAACAGCAGCAUUAGCUUCAAAAGAAUCAGUGUUCACACUACCUAAUUGGAGAUCAGGUAAAACAGACUCUAAAACCAAAGAUUAUAGAAUAAAUGAUGCUUUUUUGUACUUAGAAUACAUGUUUGGAAAAGGUCAUAAACCUGAUGUCUACCAAGCUACACAGUUAUUAUACGAUUUAUGUAAAUCGAAACGCCUCCGAAAAGCAACUAAGGUUAUGGAAAUGAUAGUCGAUUCGGGUGGGGUCCCGGAUGCGGCUUCGUAUAACUUUUUGGUGAGUCAGUUGUGUAAGAGAGGGAAUGUUGGGCAUGCUAUGCAGUUGGUUGAGAAGAUGGAGGAUCAUGGGUAUCCGACGCAUACUGUUACGUAUAAUUCGUUGGUUAGAGGGUUGUGUAUGCUCGGGAAUUUGAAUCAGACGUUGUUGUUUAUCGAUAAGUUGGUUGGGAAAGGGUUGGUGCCUAACGCGUUUACUUAUUCGAUAUUGUUGGAGGCUGCGUAUAAGGAGCGAGGGGUGGAUGAGGCGAUGCGGCUUUUGGAUAAUAUUGUGGCGAAAGGCGGUGAGCCGAAUUUGGUGAGUUAUAAUGUUUUGUUGACCGGGUUGUGUAAGGAGAAUCGGACCGAUGAGGCAUUGUCGUUUUUUCGGGAGUUACCGUCGAAAGGGUUUGCGCCGAAUGUUGUGACGUAUAACAUUUUGUUGAGAAGUUUGUGUCGUGAAGGGCGGUGGGAUGAGGCGAACGGGCUUUUGGCUGAAAUGGUGGAAGCGCAGUUGUCACCGUCGUUGGUUACGUAUAAUAUAUUGAUCAGUUCGUUGGCUUUUCACGGUAGAACGGAUAACGCGCUCAAGGUUCUUAAUGAAAUGUCUAAGGGAGAGUUCAAGCCGAUUGCGGCUACGUACAAUCCGAUCAUUGCGCGUCUUUGUGAGGAAAAGAAGGUGGAAGAUGUAAUGAGGUGUCUCGAUUUGAUGACGUAUCGCGGUUGUAGUCCAAACGAGGGAACUUAUAACGCGAUUGCGGGGCUAUGUAAAGUGGGUAUGGUACAAGAAGGUUUUUCGAUCAUUAACAGUUUAAGCAGUAAACAAAACUCGUCGAAUCAUGACUUUUACAAGAACGUGAUAUCGGGAUUGUGUCGAAAAGGGAAUACUUUCCCUGCGUUUCAGCUUCUUUAUGAAAUGACGAGAUACGGGUUUACACCCGAUUCGUAUACUUACUCGUCGUUGAUUAGAGGGUUGUGCUUGGAGGGUUUGUUACAUGAAGCAAUGGAGGUGUUUAGCAUCAUUGAAGAAAGUAAUUGCAGGGCGGAUAUCGACAAUUUUAACGCGCUUAUACUCGGGCUAUGCAAAUCUCAGAGGACGGAUUUGUCUUUGGAGAUUUACGAUAUGAUGAUAGAGAAAGAGUAUAUGCCGAACGAGACGACUUAUACGAUUAUCGUUGAAGGGAUUGCGCAUGAAGGUGAAAGGGAGCUGGCGGCUUUAGUGUUAAGAGAGCUAUAUUCAAGGCAAGUGAUUGGUCGAAGUACGGUAGAUAGGCUUCUUAUGCAAUAUGAUUUUGAGGAUCUCACUGGGUAAAUAGCUGCAAAAAAAGAAAAAAAAGUUAUAAAACUUUUUGGGGGAAAACAAGCAGAUUGAACGGAUCAGAGAAAAGUUAAGGCGUUGCUGAUCGCAUUUGCAGGUGCAGGAUGCAGUUUUUUAAGGUUGUUUAUCGGGAAUUUAUUCUUGAAGUUGUUGCUUUUGGCAAGCUUUGAGGCAUGCUAUAUUGCUAAUGUUGUUUUGUUCAUGCCACAUAACUUCACUUAUAACCGGCUUUAGGUUUUAUAAUACAGCAUCAUCUCUAUUGUAUAUUUUAUCUAAUAUGCUAAAGUGAUAUCUUUUAAAAUGCAA
Helianthus annuus (common sunflower) is the source of this 2243-nucleotide messenger RNA. Its product is annotated as pentatricopeptide repeat-containing protein At1g79080, chloroplastic. Lineage: Eukaryota; Viridiplantae; Streptophyta; Magnoliopsida; Asterales; Asteraceae. Bases 231 to 1931 code for a protein of 566 amino acids. Gene Ontology annotation, molecular function: protein binding. The transcript has a single exon. The record is from RefSeq and is a predicted model, not a curated record.